AUGAGUCAACAGCAAUCGCCGUCAGUAUUGAAGGCAGCCGGCAGCGGUGGUGAAGAGCCUCUGCUCUUUACGCCACUGCAAAUCGGCAAUGUGCACCUUCGAAAUCGAAUCGUCAUUUCGCCAAUGUGCAUGUACUCCGCCGUAGAGGGACACGUCAACGAGUGGCACCUCGUCCACCUGGGCGCGAGGGCCAUCGGCGGCGCCGGAGUAGUGAUGAUGGAGGCGACCGGCGUAGAGAGACGAGGUCGCAUAUCACCAGGCUGCCCCGGUCUCUGGAGUGACGAGCAGAUUGAGCCGAUGAGAAGGGUGACAGCAUUUGUGAAGGCACAGGGCGCAGUGCCGGCCAUUCAGCUGGCGCACUCGGGUCGAAAGGGCUCCACUGUGCCACCCUGGGUGCACCGCAACCAGGCACUCCCACCGGAGGAGGCCUGGCCGACCGUCGCUCCAAGCCCUAUUGCGUACGGCGGUGGCAAUGAGCAGGUGCCGAAGGAAGCGACACUGGACGACAUCAAAGGCUUCAUAACCUCCUUCAGCAGUGCCGCCAAACGUGCCGUCAAAGCGGGCUUCGAGAUAAUCGAGCUGCACUUUGCGCACGGCUAUCUGGUGCAGACAUUUCUCUCUUCAUUAUCCAACCAGCGGACUGAUCAGUACGGAGGCAGCUUUGAAAAUCGAAUUCGCCUUGCCCUGGAGAUUGUGAAAUCCGUGAAGGAGGCGCUGCCAACCGGGUUUCCCCUCUUUGUGCGCAUCUCCGCCGACGACAACAUGCCCAAUGGUGAGGGCUGGAACUUGUCGGAGUCGAUUGAGCUGGCGAAGCGCCUCAAAGACGCCGGUGUGCACCUAGUGGACGUCAGCACCGGGCUGAACUCGUGGAAGGCCAAGACGUGGUUUGAGAAGAGCUCCAUUGAUCAGGUGAAAAUGGCCGCCACUAUUCAGCGAGAGUCAGGCAUUGCCACCGGAGCCGUCGGCGGCAUUGUCAGUGCGCAGUACGCCGAGAAGGUGCUGCGAACGAAGCAGGCGACGUUGAUCUUCAUUGGUCGUGUCUCGCUGGAAGAUCCGCACUGGCCGAUUCAUGCCGCCUUUGAGUUGAAUGCCUCCACGGCGUACGAACUGCCCAAGCA
Messenger RNA from Rhagoletis zephyria (snowberry fruit fly), 1118 nucleotides. The record is from RefSeq and is a predicted model, not a curated record. Lineage: Eukaryota; Metazoa; Arthropoda; Insecta; Diptera; Tephritidae.